AUGAGUCAAGCACCAGUUGGGUUAGGUUUCGAAUUCAGACAGGAUCUCACAGCCAUCGCACUCCUUCCAUUCACUCUCGCUGCUCGCCGACAAGAUGGAGCAUUGCGAAAAGAGUAUGGUUAUCAGGAAACGAAUGUGAAGAGCACAAAUUCGAAGCGAGCUAUCACUGCUGCAAUUCCCAUCACGGACAAGGAAAAUGAUUCCAGGUACUCAGGCGUUGUAAGCAUUGGAACUCCACCACAAAACCUCAAUCUUGUCCUCGAUGCUGGCUCUUCCGACCUUUGGUCGUCGACAUACAAGGCUACCUCCUCCCAGCUGGAUAUUGAUUAUGGCUUAGGAUCGGCGCAAGACAUUGUUGCCAAAGAUAGUGUCACCUUCGGGUCCUUCGAAAUGUCUCAGGAACUCUUCGAUGUUACUAGCAUUACCUCUGGAUUGAUUGACGAUAGACUCUUCCGUAUCAUGGGUCUCAGGUUUGCCUCAAUUUCUGCCCUCCAGACUACCCCCGUUUGGGAAGCACUCUAUAAUGCCAAUGAUCUCGCUGAACCCUUGUUCUCUUUCUACCUUGAAUGCUACGUCAACCAAGCCAAUCAGAUUAGUACUGCUCCAGGCGGUGUGCUCACUCUCGGAGGAACAAAUUCGAGUUUGUACAAUGGCUCUAUUGAGUACCUGAACCUGACUGGUCCGUCAUCGUAUUGGUUGCUCACUGUUAGCUCGGUCAUUGUACAAGACAAGACGAUUGCCAUUGACCCCCUUAGUGGUCUUGCUGCCAUCGACACAGGGACUUCCCUCAUCGGGGCACCCACACCCAUUGCCGCAAGUAUAUGGGCCCAAGUGCCUGGCUCCACAGAGUUUACCAGAGAUUGGCAAGGUUUAUGUGCAUUCUCUUGUGACACUAAUGUCACAGUUUAUAUCUCCUUCGGCGGUAAAAAACUGGGCGAUCACAAUGUGAACGCCUCUUCUCAGAUGUGUGCUGGCGGUAUCUUCGAUAUUGGGAUUGGCAGUGUUCCUGCUUGGAUUGUCGAUGACACCUUCCUGAAGAAUGUGUACUCUGUCUUCCGUGCUAGCCCCGCUGCCAUUGGAUUCGCCCAGCUUGCCAGUGGGUUGAGCUCUUCAACCGGAUAUUCCAACCCGAACCCAGUACAAGUGACUGGCUUGGUGCCCCUGCCUACUAGUACCUCCGUGAGCUCCAGUGGGAGUGGAAACUCGACCAGCGGCAGGACAAACUCUGAAUCUGCUUCUCCUAUCAAUGACAUCGCUUUAUCGCUUACUCUUCUUGCCUCUGUUGCAGGUUGCUUCACCCUCUUCCUCUAAGCAGAGUUCAUGUACACUAUAAUUUGAGGAUUCACGACGCAUAGAUCAUUCAUCUUUUUAUUUUUUGUGAAACAAUAUUGCAGGAAGGCAUCUGACCGUACAAUGCAUAGAUCAUUUAUCUGUUUUUCUUC
Suillus subalutaceus is the source of this 1442-nucleotide messenger RNA. Its product is annotated as aspartic peptidase domain-containing protein. The record is from RefSeq and is a predicted model, not a curated record. The transcript has 10 exons. Gene Ontology annotation, molecular function: aspartic-type endopeptidase activity. Bases 1 to 1311 code for a protein of 436 amino acids. Gene Ontology annotation, biological process: proteolysis. NCBI's taxonomy places the organism in Eukaryota, Fungi, Basidiomycota, Agaricomycetes, Boletales, Suillaceae.